This is a messenger RNA of Gregarina niphandrodes, 462 nucleotides long. RefSeq names its product calmodulin. Gene Ontology annotation, molecular function: calcium ion binding; enzyme regulator activity. NCBI's taxonomy places the organism in Eukaryota, Apicomplexa, Conoidasida, Eugregarinorida, Gregarinidae. Bases 1 to 462 code for a protein of 153 amino acids. The record is from RefSeq and is a predicted model, not a curated record. The transcript has 2 exons.
AUGUCCGAGCAUCACCUCUCACGAGAAGUGGUAAACAAUUUCCAGGAAGCUUUUAACCUGUUCGACAAAGAUGGUGACGGAACAAUAACGGCCGAAGAGCUGGCGACUGUGAUGAGGAACUUGGGACAGAACCCGACAGAGUCCGAGGUGCAGGAUAUGAUGAAUGAAGUAGAUGCGGAUGGGAAUGGAACGAUUGAUUUUACGGAGUUCUUGUCCGUAAUGGCGCGUAAGGUGAAGGACAGCGACCAUAAGGAAGAGUUAAUGGCGGCCUUUAAGGUAUUUGACCGGGAUGGAGAUGGGGUUAUCAGCAGCGACGAAUUAAGGGGCGUAAUGGCCGCUCUAGGGGAGACCCUCACGGUUGAAGAGGUCGAAGAAAUGAUGCGUGAGGCUAGCGAAGGAGAAACCGGCAUCGACAGAAUAGACUAUCAGGGGUUUGUUCGCAUGGUCAUGCGCAAAACCUGA